GCCCGCAGAGGGCGCUGCGGGCCCGGCGGUACCGGCGCGGUCCCGGAGCGGUCCCGGUACCGGGGGGACCCCGCUUCGAACCCCUCCGUCAUCCCCCGGGACCCGCAGCUCGGGCAGCCCCGGCGGGGGCAGGGGGGGCUCGGGGCUGCGGAUGCUCCGGUACCGCCGGUGCGAGCGGGGCGGGCGCCAGCCCGGCUCUGGGCAUCUGCAACCGGCAGCGGGACCGCGGCGGGGCUGCCGGUACCGGCUCUUCACCGCCGGUACCGCAACCGGCGCCGCUCCGGCGCUGCUAUCCCGGCACCGGCAUCGCUCCUUGGAUCCCGGCACCAGGACCGACCGGCCUCACUGACACCGGCACCGGCACCGGCACUGGCGCGGGCACCGGCUCUUCUUCCCCGGUGCCCCCGGUACCGGGACUGACCCCCCGUUAUCCUCCCCCGGCGCUGGGACCGCUCCGAUUCCCCGGCACUGCUCGUCCUUCCCUCCACCGGGACCGACCGACCCCUCCCGGCUCCCCGGCCCCCCCGCCUGCCGCAGCUUUUAAAACCCACGAGUACGGGAGCGGUGGGAACGGAGAGCUGGGCACAGUGGAGUGGGGCACAAGGAGCACCAAGGCCAGCACUGGGGAGACACUGUCACCCUGACCUGGCAGGGACCCGCCGAGCACCAGCCCAGGGGCGUUCUGUGCCGUCGGCGAUGCGAGCGAUGGCAGACCAGGCUGCGGUGGCAGCAGACGCCUCUCCAGCCCUGGCACCGAGCCCGGGCUCGCCUCGGCGUGGCGACAUCGAGGGACCAACGCCGCACGCCGGCGGCACCGGGGAGGACGGAGGCGGCCGGGAUGGUUGCGGGCUCCUUCCCACGGCCGAGGGGGACACGAAGCGUCCCCCCUCGCCCCAGCCCGGGGGGAUGCUCCUGGCCGACCUCCCGCGGGCUCCCCAUCCCCGGCUGAGCCCGGCCAAGUCGCGCACGGCUCCGUCGUCGCCCAGCGUGUCGCCGUCGGAGAGCCGAGCCGCGCUGCUCCGGCUGCGCGACGCCAGGCUGGAGGACACGAGGAGGCGGCUGUCGGAGGCCGUGCAGGAGCCCCUGAGCCGCCUGAGCCGCCUGAUGGCCGAGGACAGCAGCCCCACGGGCCGGGCCAGGGAGCCGGGGGGCAGCCCCGGGGGCAGCCGCGGGGCCGGGAGCCGCCGGGGGCUGCGGGACUGGACACCCUGGGAGCCCACGCUGAACUGCCGCUACGAGAUCUGCUCCUACGGGGACGUGAUCCAGGUGGUGGAGGUGGCGCAGAGAGACACGGAGCCCCCGCUGGCAGCGGCCGAGGAGCCGGCGGCGGCGCGGUCCGGGGGCUCCGUGCCGGGCAGAGCGCUCGCCUCCAUCGCCCUCCUCGCCUACGGCUACCUGGUGCUGCCGCUGCCGCCCUACGCCGCCGGGCUCUGCGUGGGGCUGCUCUGCGGGAUGCUGCUGGGCUUCCUCGCCAUCCUCCUCCUCGUGCCCAAGGCUCCGCCGGCCGCUCGGGGACCGUGGGGCCGCCUGCGCCCCAAGCUGCUGCCGGGGGAGCCGAGGGAAGCCCCCCACCUCCAGGGCUGGAUGAACCAGCUGCACGUGUACGACCCCGAGCUUUUCCACCCGUCGCUGACGCACUCGGUGCUCGCCGUGCUGGACGGGGCCACCCUCAAGCUGUCCUACCCCAAGAGCAACAUCCCGCGCCGAGCCACCUUCGAGGAGGACAUCCUGGACGCCGUCUUCGUCAGCCACCGCUGCUACGACCUGACGGACGCCAAGGUCUUCCUGUGCCCCCCCAGCCUGGCCCGAAAGCGGACGUGGAACAAGAAAUAUCCCAUCUGCGUGCUCCUCGCCCAGCCGGCGGAGGGAGAGGGCAGCGAGGAGCGGGACGCGGAGCCGCAGGGGGAGGAGGGGACCAGGAAGGUGGCGGUGGCCGGGCAGGGCGUCCCGGGGGACGGCAGGGACAGGUGCCUGUACCUGUUUGGGCGGACGGGGCGGGAGAAGGAGGAGUGGUACCAGCACCUCGUGCAAGCCUCCCGUGGGACAGCCAGCAGCCACGGUGACACCAGGGCAGGCACGGGAUGGGCUCCGCAGAGCAGCGGCAGCAGCAGCGGGGGCAGCACCGAGGACAUCCCAGCCACGGAUCCCUCCAGGGACACGUCGGGAAGCACUGAGGAGAUUUACCUGGACUAUAACACCUACAUGGCCCGGUUUGUGCCAGCACAGGGGGCAGGCAGCCCGGAGAGGAGCCCCUCUCAUGGAGCUCUGGGCAGCCCCACGCCCACAAAGGUGAGUGGGACAAACCCAGCCCUGGGAGCGGGGCUGGAGGCUGAUGGAGCCGCUUCCAGUGUGUGGUUUGAGCAGCCGAGCCCUGGGGCAGAGCACAGGACAGCAGGUCCCACUGCUCACGGGGCCACCUCGCUGCAGGGGCUGGCAGCUGCUGUCCCCUCCCACGAGGACACGGCGAGCAUGGCCUGGAUGAACGCGCUGGUGGGACGCAUCUUCUGGGACUUCCUGAGGGAGCAAUACUGGGCAGAGCAGGUGUCCAACAAGAUCCAGAAGAAGCUGAGCAAGAUCAAGCUCCCGUAUUUCAUGAACGAGCUGACGCUGACAGAGCUGGACAUGGGCACAUCCAUCCCCUCAGUGCUCAGUGCCUCCAACCCCACCAUCAACGAGCGAGGGCUCUGGGUGGACAUGGAGGUCACCUACAGCGGCUCCUUGCAGAUGACACUGGAGACGAAGAUGAACCUCAGCAAGCUGGGGAAGGAGAGCUCUGCAGAGGAGAGCGGCCCUACAGAGGCAGGCAGAGAGGGGGCCAGGCCACGGCUGAUCCUGCUGGCAGACAGCGACGCGGAGUCGUCCAGCGCCGGCUCCUCCGACGAGGAAGACGGCACCGGUGCAGAGCCCCUGGGAGCCCCGGGGGAGCGGCUCCCCCCGCCUGGCACCGAGGGGCACGUCAGCGGGAACAGCACGAGCAGGAAGAUCCUGCGCUUCGUGGAUAAGAUCGCCAAGUCCAAGUACUUCCAGAAGGCCACGGAGAACGAGUUCAUCAAGAAGAAGAUGGAGGAGGUGUCCAACACGCCGCUGCUGCUGACGGUGGAGGUGCAGGAGCUGGCAGGAACCCUGGCCGUGAACAUCCCCCCGCCGCCCACCGACCGUGUCUGGUACAGCUUCCGAGUGCCCCCGCAGCUGGAGCUGAAGGUGCGCCCCAAGCUGGGCGAGCGGGAGGUGACAUUCCUGCAUGUCACCGAGUGGAUCGAGAAGAAGCUGAAGCACGAGUUUCAGAAAAUUUUGGUGAUGCCAAACAUGGACGAUCUCAUCAUUCCCAUCAUGCGCUCUGGCCUGGAUCCUUGGCCCCCCUCCACAGGACUGCCCCGGGACCCGCCAGCUGAGGGGGACAGGAGGCUCUGAAGCACAACUCCAGGGGCAGGGACACUGCCCAGGGCUCAGGGACCUCGCUGGGACACGGGACAGCCGGGCCUGGCCACUGCCUGCACCCAGGGCUGUGCCUGGAUUCAUCCUCAUGCUCUGCUUCUGCAGAUGAGCCUCCUGAAAUCCUGCAAGCACACCUCCGGGGCACAGCCAGGCUGCUGGAGACCCAGGAAUCCCACGGCCACGCUCCAGGACUCCUGGUCAAGCAGGCAGCUCUGCACAGUGGAGGGCUGGGCUUCCCACUGUCUGGUUCCAAAGAGGGUGCAGGACACCUGGAUCAUGGCACCGAAGGAGUUGGGAUCACCGCUGAUCCAAAAUUCCCAGCUCCGGGCCAUCCCCCCUCCCCACAGGCAGCUGGGCUGCAAGGCAAGCACGGGUGGGGAGGGUCCCAGGUGAAUAAAUCCAUCGCUGCCCAGCCCUGCCUAGCAGCCCUCUUGUUGUGCACAAAUUCCCACCUCUGCCAGGGUUCCAGCCAGGAUCAGGGGGCUUUGAGUAGGGAGAAGGGUUGCACCUUCAGCUUGGCAAAGGCAGAGCUGGAGGUGUGUGGGAGGGGCACUGAGGGGACAGGCAGGGAGCCUGGGCAGAGCCAGGUCUUGGGCAGGCCCAGUAUUCCCAGUGGAAACCGGGGCAGAAGUGCUGGAACGUGCUCUGCUCUCUGCUGGGUGAGAGGGAGGGGAGACUCCGUGGUGAUUUGGGUGAGAGGGAAAAGUUCACUGAGGAAAGGAAAGGGAGGAUCCAGAGGGCACAGCAGGCACUUGGCUGUCCCAGUUAGUC
Molecule: messenger RNA, 4206 nt
Organism: Onychostruthus taczanowskii (white-rumped snowfinch)
Lineage: Eukaryota; Metazoa; Chordata; Aves; Passeriformes; Passeridae
Product: testis-expressed protein 2-like
Cellular component (GO): endoplasmic reticulum
Molecular function (GO): lipid binding
Source: RefSeq, a predicted model, not a curated record